Molecule: messenger RNA, 876 nt
Organism: Pieris brassicae (large cabbage white)
Lineage: Eukaryota; Metazoa; Arthropoda; Insecta; Lepidoptera; Pieridae
Product: probable cytochrome P450 6a17
Exons: 4
Coding region: 76-753 (225 amino acids)
Molecular function (GO): oxidoreductase activity, acting on paired donors, with incorporation or reduction of molecular oxygen; heme binding; monooxygenase activity
Source: RefSeq, a predicted model, not a curated record
UUCACAUUGGGAAAACUGAAGUCGUUUUUCCCGCUUGUUGAUACGAUAUCUAAUGAAGGAUUACAGUAUGCCGAUAUGAUGUAUGAGAAAGGGGACUUAAUCAACUUUUCUGAUUUCUACUCAACAUAUGCGAUGGAAAAUAUUAGCAGUAUUGGUUUUGGCGUUCAUAACAACGGUUUUAAAUCGAACACGGAAUUUCAUAGACGUGGUCAACAGUUCUUUGAAUAUACUUCUUUUUAUUGGACAGUAAUGCGAGCAAUUGCAUUCUUCGCGCCGGAGGCUUUCAAAGCAUUAAGAAUAAACCGAAUCAAUCCUGGCAUAAAUAAUUUCUUUUAUAAUCUGGUGAAGGACACUGUGGACUAUCGCAAGAAAAACGGUUAUCGCCGUAAUGAUUUUCUUCAGACUCUGAUUGAUAUAAAAGACAGGGAGACGCUGCCUUCCCUGUCAGGAACGGAAGAAUAUAGAUUUACGUUCAAUGACAUCAUAGCGAAUACAUUGCUUUAUAUGUUCGCUGGCUACGAGACAUCUGCUACAACGGGCAUGUUUGCAGCAUACGAAUUGGCAAAAAACCCAGCCGUUCAGAACAAAGCUAGAGAGGAGGUAAUGAGCGUCCUGGCAAAACAUAAUAACGAAUGGACGUAUGAAGCGCAGAAUGACAUGACGUACAUAACCAUGGUUCUCGAAGAAACGAUGAGAAAAUAUCCACCAAUGCGCGCUCUGUUCCGGAGAUGUAAUAAAGAUUUCAGUACCUGACAGUGACUUUGUUAUAGAAAAGGGUACAUUACUGUUUAUACCCAUUCAAGCAAUACAAAUGGACCCUGAUAUUUUCGAAAAUCCGGAGCAUUUCGACCCAGAGCGAUUCACACCAGAGAAGAA